This is a messenger RNA of Dibothriocephalus latus, 906 nucleotides long. The record is from the annotation of a GenBank genome assembly. NCBI's taxonomy places the organism in Eukaryota, Metazoa, Platyhelminthes, Cestoda, Diphyllobothriidea, Diphyllobothriidae.
AUGUACCACCUAAAGUGUAUGACUGAGUGGGCACUCUCAGCAAAGCUGGGCAAACAGGACCCAAAUGAAAGGAUAUCGGCUCCCAAGAAUACCUGGCGUUGUCCUUCUUGCCAAAAGGAGCACUCUUCAACCAACAAACCACUAAUUUAUCGCUGCUUUUGUGGCCGAAAAAUCAGACCCGAAUACCAUCCUGGACAUACUACCAUUCCCCAUGGAUGUGACGAGAUUUGUGGCAAGCAGAGAAAAACGAAAGAGGCCGAAGAGGGUGCUCAGGCAUGUCCACACGCAUGUACGGAACUUUGCCAUCCUGGACCCUGUCCACCUUGCGUUUCUACGGUUGAUAUGUCCUGCCCUUGCGGUCGAGUGGUUCGACGAGCGCGGUGCGGUGAACGCCCACCGAGCCCCUGUGUGUGCUACUGUGGUCGCUUGGAUGAGCUCACUAUUUGUGGAGGUGAGAAGGCGAGACGCUACCACUUGGAGGGUGUAGAUCCACUGGAGGACGAACUUGAUGCCUGCGAUCUUGAGUGCUUGUCAGAGGCAGAUGCUGCUGUCGCUCGUCGGUACAAUGUCCUCGACAGAGCUCUAUUUGUCGGAACCGUCUUCUCCUGUGAACAGCCCUGUGGACGGAUGCUGAAUUGUAGGCAUCACAAGUGUCAGGCGCUUUGCCAUCCCGGAGAUUGCCAACCGUGCCAGCUUCUUCCGGAAUUUUGUCUCACCUGUCCCUGCGGACGUGUACCUUUAAGCAAAUUGGUAAGAAAAAGUUACUGUCCACGUAAACUUUGCGGUUUUCCUCUUCCGCUUCCUCUUCCCUUUCUUUCUCUUCUUCUUCUUCUUCUUCUUCUUCUUCUUCUUUCUGUUCCUUUUCCUCCCCCACCUUCAUUCCGAACCGUUGCUGGCGUCACAUAA